Durio zibethinus is the source of this 2610-nucleotide messenger RNA. Lineage: Eukaryota; Viridiplantae; Streptophyta; Magnoliopsida; Malvales; Malvaceae. The record is from RefSeq and is a predicted model, not a curated record.
UCUCCUUGCUAUUGGCAUCCCCGAGUAGAUAGACUAGACUCUGAAAUCCAUUUCUCUUUUCUAAUAUGUUACUCGUUUUCCUCUUGUGCUAUCUCGUAGUCCCCGGCUUGUCUGAGUUCCUAAGUUGUGCUUCGUCCACAACUAUGUCACCUAAUAUCCAAGCAUGGAGCCUCAACAGCGAAUCGAAAUUCAAUAGACCAAUUUUUAAUCGGGUAUCAACGUCCACUCCUAACGACCUUGAACUUUUGAAAACUUCUGCCUGCAUAUUUAGAAAACAAUCCAAUGUCACAUUUCCUGUCUCCCCUGGUCCCAAAUUUGUAAGACUUCAUUUUUAUCCAAUUUCUUAUCCAAGCUUGAACAUUUCAAAAGCAUUGUUUAAUGUCAGUGUAGGCAGCUACACUCUUUUAUCUAUUUCCAACUCUUCCUGCUCCAAUGUAGCGUUUGAUGAUGAAGGUAUUAUCAAGGAAUACUGUGUUCCUGUAGCAGGCCAGACAUUGAAUAUAUUGUUCACCCCAUCGUCAGAUUAUUCUGACGCAUAUGGCUUCGUCAACAUGAUUGAGGUUGUUUCGGUGCCUCCAAAGCUUUAUCUAGGAGAUCUGUCACUGCCACUCGUUGGACAUCCUAACCAGUUUUACUCUCUGAACUACACAGCUCUUGAGACUUUGUAUCGGGUGAAUGUGGGUGGUUCUCUGAUCUCUGCUGAUCAUGACAGUGGUUUGUCUCGUUCCUGGUAUGGGGACCAAGGUGAUCUGUUUCCUAACACAGAAAUUUUUCACUUCAACAAAGCAGAAAUUGACUUCGGCUCUGACGUGCCAGCAUAUACGGCCCCUAAGGAAGUCUAUACCACAGCUAGAACGAAAUUAUUACCUGAUGAUAACCUAAACUGGUCGCUCCCUGUAGAUUCUGGGUUCUGUUACCUCAUUAGGUUUCAUUUAUUUAUGGAAAAGAGCAAGUAUUUUGUGGAUGAAAAUCAAAUAGUUGUUCAUAUUUAUUCCAAUUAUCCAACUGGUGUUCAUCACGCAGAAAUCAGCCUAAUUCAGAAGCUGGGAGUUCCCAUUUAUAGGGAUUUUCUUGUGAAUUUCUCAAGAAAAUACCAGGGGGAAAUGUUUCUGUCGAUUUCCAUGCAACAUAACGCUAGUGCAAUUUAUAGUGUGCCAUUAUUGAAUGGGUUAGAAAUCUUCAAAAUAUCUGAUGCUAGCAACUCUCUAGCGGGGCCUAAUCCAUUCAAGGCAAGAAAGGUAUCUUAUACCUCAUCUGAGAUUUAUCCAAAGAUCAUGAAGAUUAUUUUUUAUAUACUAGUAGCCGGAGUUGGUUCAUUAACUUAUGUAUGCUACGUUUGCAUCCUACUUUCACGUUUCCAAUUGCAAUGGUACUCUUACUUAAAAUGGAAAAGAAGAAGAGUUACAUAUUUACAACCUUCAGAGGACUGCCUACACUUCUCUCUUGCAGAGAUGAAGUUAGCCACCGACAACUUCUCAGAUGCUUUAUUAAUUGGUUCAGGGGGUUUUGGAAAGGUGUACAAGGGCUGUAUUUUUUAUGGCAACACCACAGUUGCUAUAAAGCGUGCAAAUCCCAAUUCACAUCAAGGAGUAAAUGAAUUCCAAACUGAAAUCACUACACUUUCUAAGCUGCGGCACUGCCACCUAGUCUCCUUGAUCGGUUGUUGCAUGGAGGAUAAUGAAAUGAUUCUUGUCUACAAUUUUAUGGCAGGAGGUACUUUAGCCGAUCACCUAUACAAGACCAAGCAAACACCACUUCCGUGGAAGCAGAGGCUAAAGAUUUGUAUUGGUGCAGCUCGGGGACUGCAUUAUCUUCAUACAGGAGGAAAGCAGACUAUCAUUCACCGUGACGUGAAAACUAGUAACAUCCUUUUAGAUGAAAAUUGGGAAGCCAAGGUCUCAGAUUUUGGGCUGUCAAAAAUUGGACCAAAUAUGAUGAGAGAGUCUGAAACUCAUGUAAGUACAUUGGUCAAAGGCAGCUUCGGAUAUUUAGAUCCAGAAUAUUAUCGCCGUCGAAAAUUGACUGAAAAAUCUGAUGUGUACUCAUUUGGAGUGGUACUGUUUGAGGUACUAUUUGCUAGACCUGCUGUGUUACCAGUGGCUGAAAAUGAAGAAGAACAUUACAAGGUAAAUUUGGCUGAGUGGGCUGUAAAUUGUUAUCAAAUGGGGACCAUGGAUCAGAACAUUGACUCUUCCCUACUGGGACAGAUUAACCCUGAAUGCUUCCAGACAUUCAUAGCUAUCUCAAUCAAGUGUUUAGCAGACAAGGGAAGCGACCGACCGAGUAUGGGAGAGGUAUUGUGCAACUUGGAGCUGGCAUGGCAGCAGCAGCAGCAGCAGCAGCAGAGUUCCUUGUUGGAAGCCAGUAGCCUUCAAGGCAGGGACAACAUGGGCAUUGGCGGUAAUUUCCGUCCAAUGAUAGAUGGUCAACGAUGUUUGCCCACAGGUAAUUCGGAUCCAACCCCAGGUGCUGAGUUUUCAGAGAUCAUCGUUCCAACCGGACGUUGAGAGGUUUGUUUUCAUGCUUUGCUACUUCUAAAACUGGUUUUGCUGUUUACAUAAUGUUAGUAUCGACGGCCGUUUUAUCUAUUUCCAACUCUUGCUGCUCUAA